AUGGUCUUUAUGGACAAAGAGGACAUGGAGGAAAUAGAGGACAUGGGGGACAUGGAGGUCAUGGAGGAAAAAGAUGACAUAGAGGAUAUAGAGGCGAUGGAGGACAGAGAGGACAUAGAGGACAUAGAGGACAUAGAGGACAUGGAGGUCAUGGAGGACAUAGAGGUCAUGGAGGACAAAGAUGACAUAGAGGACAUGGAGGACAUAGAGGUCAUGGAGGACAUAGAGGACAUGGAGGACAUAGAGGACAUGGAGGACAUAGAGGACAUGGAGGUCAUGGAGGACAAAAGAGGACAUAGAGGACAUGGAGGACAUGGAGGUCAUGGAGGAUAUAGAGGACAUGGGGGACAUAGAGGACAAAUAGGACAUAAAGGACAUAGAGGUGAUGGAGGACAAAAGAGGACAUAUAGGACAUGGAGGACAUAG
Pecten maximus is the source of this 426-nucleotide messenger RNA. RefSeq names its product MATH and LRR domain-containing protein PFE0570w-like. The coding region runs from base 1 to 426 and encodes 141 amino acids. The record is from RefSeq and is a predicted model, not a curated record. The transcript has a single exon. NCBI's taxonomy places the organism in Eukaryota, Metazoa, Mollusca, Bivalvia, Pectinida, Pectinidae.